AUGGCGCUGUUCUACGUCGCGCGGUACCCGGGCCCCGAUGCGGCAGCUGCGGCGGGGCCGGAGGACGCGGAGGCCGGGGCGCACGGCAGGGCCCGCGCGCUGCUCGAGCGGCUGCAGAGCCGGGCCCGCGAACGGCAGCAGCAGCGGGAGCCCGCGAAGACCGAGGCGGCUGCACCGACCGAGCCGGCGACCAGGAGGCGACGGCGGCCCCGGCGGCGGCGGCGGGUGAACGACGCGGAGCCGGGGAGCCCGGAGGCGCCGCAGGGAAAGCGACGGAAGGCGGACGGCGAGGACGCGGGCGCAGAAAGCAACGAGGAGGCGCCAGGGGAGCCCAGCGCAGGGAGCAGCGAGGAGGCGCCGGGGGAGCGCAGCGCCAGCGCCGAGGCGGCCCUAGAUGGACGGGCCCUGGAGGAGGCGGCCGGACCCCUGGUCCCCGGCCUGGUGCUGGGGGGGUUCGGGAAGAGGAAGGCGCCGAAGGUCCAGCCUUUUCUGCCAAGGUGGCUGACUGAGCCUAGCUGUGUCAGAAAGAAUGUCACCGAAGACCUGGUUCCUAUCGAGGACAUCCCUGAGGUCCAUCCUGACCUGCAGAAGCAGCUGCGGGCACACGGCAUCUCGUCCUACUUUCCAGUACAGGCAGCUGUGAUUCCCGCCCUCCUAGAGAGCGCGGCCUGUGGGUUUCUGGUGGGCAGAGGCGGCUACCGGCCUAGUGACCUCUGUGUUUCUGCCCCGACAGGCAGUGGGAAGACACUGGCCUUUGUCAUCCCUGUGGUGCAGGCCCUGCUGUCAAGAGUGGUCUGCCACAUCCGUGCCCUGGUCGUGCUGCCCACCAAGGAGCUGGCCCAGCAGGUCAGCAAAGUUUUCAACAUCUACACAGAUGCCACACCUCUGAGAGUCUCUCUGGUUACGGGACAGAAGUCUCUGGCCAAGGAGCAGGAGAGCCUCGUCCAGAAAACAGCUGAUGGGUACCGCUGCUUGGCUGACAUCGUGGUAGCCACCCCCGGCCGCCUGGUGGACCACAUCGACCAGACCCCAGGAUUCAGCCUCCAGCAGCUCCGCUUCCUGGUCAUCGACGAGGCUGACCGGAUGAUUGACAGCAUGCAUCAGUCCUGGCUGCCGCGGGUGGUGGCGGCCGCCUUCCAGAGCGAGGACCCCGCGGACCCCUGUGCCCUGUUCCAGCGAAGACAGGCCCAGGCUGUGACAGCUGCCAGCACCUGCUGUCCCCAGAUGCCCCUGCAGAAGCUGCUCUUCUCAGCUACUUUGACCCAGAACCCCGAAAAGCUGCAGCAGUUGGGCCUCCACCAGCCCCGGCUUUUCUCCACAGGGCUGACACACAGGGGCCUGGAAGAUACAGAUGGGGACGGGGAUUCGGAGAAGUAUGCCUUCCCUGUUGGGCUCACGCACCACUACGUGCCCUGCAGCCUCAAUUCUAAGCCGCUGGUCGUCCUGCACCUGGUCCUGGAGAUGGGCUUCUCGCGGGUUCUCUGCUUCACUAACUCCCGAGAGAACUCCCACAGGCUCUUCCUGCUGGUGCAAGCUUUUGGGGGUGUGGACGUGGCUGAGUUCUCCUCGCGCUACGGGCCUGGCCAGAGGAGAAUGAUCCUGAAGCAGUUUGAACAAGGGAAGAUCCAGCUGCUCAUCAGCACGGACGCCACCGCCCGAGGCAUCGAUGUGCAGGGUGUGGAGCUGGUGGUGAACUACGACGCCCCCCAGUACCUGAGAACUUACGUGCACCGGGUUGGGAGGACGGCCCGUGCUGGGAAAACUGGACAGGCCUUCACACUGCUCCUGAAAGUGCAGGAGAGGAGAUUCCUCUGGAUGCUGACUGAAGCGGGGGCACCUGAGUUGCAGCGGCACGAGCUCUCCAGCAAGCUGCUGCAGCCGCUGGUUCCUCGGUACGAGGAGGCCCUGUCCCAGCUGGAGGAGUCCGUCAAGGAAGAGCACAAGCAGAGGGCGGCCUAGGCUGGGGCUCAGAGGGCCGGAGGGACUGAGCGCUCACCCCCCUGACCCUCCUUCCAGAGCAGAGCUGACCACUGGAUGCUGCAUGUGAGGAAAGGAAUCCCCCAGUGGACACAGCCUUCCUCCCCAAGCACGUGGUCUCUGCGCCAGGCAGCCCGGGCGUCAGAGCUCAAGCACCCGCCCAGACUGGAGACUUUAGGGUCUGUCACUUUCACAGUGCGAAGGUCAGCAUGGCCGCUGGUGAUGAAGCCUUAGUAAAACGGUGAAAAGUACUCCCCAACAGACGCAGGCACCUGUCAUGCUUCUCCCAAACAGACGCAGGCACCUGUCAUGCUUUUGGCUGAGAGCUGGGGGGAUUAACCUUGAGCUAAUGUUAAAAAUCAAGCUCUUGGCCAGGCGUGGUGGCUCAUGCCUGUAAUUCCAGCACUUUGGGAGGCCAAGGCAGGUGGAUCAUGAGGUCAGGAGAUCAAGACCAUCCUUCCUAACACGGUGAAAGUCCAUCUCUACUAAAAAUACAAAAAAAAAAAAAUAAAAAAAUUAGGCGAGCGUGGUGGUGGGCGCCUAUAGUCCCAGCUACUCGGGAGGCUGAGGCAGGAGAAUGGUGUGAACCCGGGAGGCAGAGUUUGCAGUGAGCCAAGACUGCGCCACUGCACUCCAGCCUGGGUGACAGAGUGAGACUCCGUCAAAAAAAAAAACUCCCCUCCCCAGAUUUGUGAACCUUGUGAUUGUUCAGUGGACACCUCACGUAUUGCUGGUGGGAAGGUCACACGUGGAGACAGCUGGGCAGAGCCUUGGGGUGUUAAACGCAGUCACUCAUGACCCGGCACCUCCUCUUCUACGCACCUUGUACACCCCAGAUCAGUGAGACCUGUAUCUACACAGAAACGCACACAAAUCUCUCAGCAGCAUUGGUCACAGUAGCCAAAAUCUAGAAACUAACCACAUGUCCAUCAGCUGAUGAAUGGAGAAUAAAACGUGGGAAAUCCACACCAGGAGAGAAAAAGGAGCGAGGCACCAGCACAGGCACCACGUGGAUGAACCCGGAACCUGACGCUAAGUGAAGGAAGGCUCCGGAACCCGACACUAAGUGAAGGAAGGCUCCGGAACCCGACACUAAGUGAAGGAAGGCUCCGGAACCCGACAUUAAGUGAAGGAAGGCUCCGGAACCCGACACUAAGUGAAGGAAGGCUCCGGAACCCCACACUAAGUGAAGGAAGGCUCCGGAACCCCACACUAAGUGAAGGAAGGCUCCGGAACCCGACACUAAGUGAAGGAAGGCUCCGGCUAUAGGGAGUGUCCCAGGCACAGCCAGACAUUGAAGGGUGCUGGGGCUGGGAGUGAGCAGGGGUUGGGGCUGGGGACACAGUGGCCAGUGUGUGGGUUUGUUUUGGGGAUGAUGAAAAUGUUCUUGGAUUGUGCUGAUAGCUGCUCACCUCUAAACCUUUUACUAAAAACCAUGGACUGGGUGGAUACAGUGUGUGAAUUCUGUCAGUCCAGCGCUUUGUUUGAAAAAGGUGGAUGAUGCCAACAUCACUAACCACCAGGGAGAUGCAGGCCACGGCCACACCCGGCUCCCGGCUCACCGGAGUUGUGAGGAUGGAAACACCAGCCCACCCCCCUCAAUUCAGACCUCAGCUUAGAUGCAAAGAAUGUCUGGGACGGGUACUGGCAGCUGAUGAGAGAUGCAACCACUGAACCUGUGGACUGUGUUCAAACAAAUGCCAGCAGAACAUAAAGGCGACUGUUACAGGAGGCAGAAAGAAAUGAUUUAGGUAGAUGGGGUAAAGCCAGUCCCCAGCAGAAAACUUGCCUUUUAACAAAAAGCAGCUGAAAAAUAGCUCUUUUUCUAACCUCUGAGUUCAAAAUCACUUCUCUUCUCACAACAAGCAGCCAGAAAGAGCAGACAGUAAAUCAUAGAUGAGACAGCUCGGGCACAGAAGGAGUGCGGGGGGAGUCUCCUGGGUAAUCACCAAACUUCACACUUCCACAAUGGGCCCCAGUAAAACAGUGGACCCUAAUAAGCACAUUCCUGUCACCUUAGGCGCACUAAGAUAGGGAAGCUAAAAGCAGACGGUGAGGGGUGCCUGUAAUCCCAAGAAGAUGUCUGGGAACAGACCCAGAGACCCUCCCAGAAAAACGUCACAGAGCAGCACAGACUAAGAGUCUGAUAGAAACUCUACACAAAUAGCACACCUUGUCCCAGCUAAAUCCUUGGGUCCUGGGAGGACAGGACAUCCCUCCUCUAACCUCUCGUCACUAGCCCAUUUAUAAAAACCUUGACCGGCCGGGCGCGGUGGCUCACACCUAUAAUCGCAGCACUUUGGGAGGCCGAGGCGGGCGGAUCACCUGAGGUCAGGAGAUCGAGACCAUCCUGGCCAACAUGGUGAAACCUCAUCUCUACUAAAAAUACAAAACUUAGCUGAGCAUGGUGGCACGUGCCUGGAGUCCCAGCUACUCAGGAGGCUGAGGCAGGAGAAUCACUUGCCCGGGAGGUGGAGGUUGCAGUGGGCCAAGAUCACCCCACUGCACUCCAGCCUGGCGACAGAGGGGAAAAGAAAAAAGAAAUCUUGACAUCUUUACUACAACUUGGCAACCCGCUCAGGCCCCCUCUGCGACGGAGAGCUGUUCUUUCCUUUUGCUUAUUAAACUUCUGCUCCAAA
Molecule: messenger RNA, 4616 nt
Organism: Pongo pygmaeus (Bornean orangutan)
Lineage: Eukaryota; Metazoa; Chordata; Mammalia; Primates; Hominidae
Gene: DDX51
Product: DEAD-box helicase 51
Exons: 15
Coding region: 1-1959 (652 amino acids)
Molecular function (GO): nucleic acid binding; ATP binding
Source: RefSeq, a predicted model, not a curated record